Messenger RNA from Liolophura sinensis, 2831 nucleotides. RefSeq lists its product as uncharacterized. The coding region runs from base 149 to 2062 and encodes 637 amino acids. The record is from RefSeq and is a predicted model, not a curated record. Gene Ontology annotation, molecular function: protein dimerization activity. The transcript is spliced from 13 exons. Gene Ontology annotation, biological process: meiotic cell cycle; cellular response to retinoic acid. Lineage: Eukaryota; Metazoa; Mollusca; Polyplacophora; Chitonida; Chitonidae.
CAGUACUGACAAGGAACAUUUUACAUAAUGGUAUAACUUCUGACACCAGACGCCGGUUAACAUUUUUAAGAUUACCUUUCCCGAGAAAACUUGAUUCAGUUUGCGCAGCAGGAAGUUAUGUUCGCAAGGGAGGAGAAACUUGUUAUAGAUGAGUUCGUCCAGACAUUAUCCAAAGCUCAAGAGCAGGAGUGUUCCCACUAAAGUGCGUCGACGACAGUCUGAUGCUAAGUGGAGAGCAAGUGUCCAAAGCUGCUAUGAAUCUCUCAAGCUGAUUAUUCCAGAAUCACGCAGGUCUAAUAAGAGAAAGCUGUCAAAGGCUGUAAUUCUGCAAGAAGCUGAAUGCCAUAUUCUUUACUUAGAAGAUGUUUUGACCACUUUAUUGGAAGAGAAAGAAAAACAAAUAGAUCAUGGUCUAAUCCUUCCCUCAAAGAUGUCUCCAAGUACAUUUCAGGAAAUUAAAGAUGAAUUUGUGAUGAAAAGUCAACCACCACUCCAACAUAUACCAAAGUCCAAGAAAGUGAAGGCAGAAAAGAGGCAGAGUGAGUGCUGCUCACCGUACAAGUGUAAAUCUAGAGUGCCACCAUCACCACCACCACUACUACCACCACCAUCUGAACCAGAGAAGAUCAUCUGUACACUUUUCCAAGGGGAUCAAUAUUACUACCUUAGUGGCAAAACUCUCUGUCUUCAGAGAGCCACACCAUCAAAAUCUGAAAGAACCCACCACCUUUAUGAUACCAAACAAAUCGUUGGAAUGACUGUGAAUGAGUCCAGUGCAAUUGUAACUCCAGGAGCAAUAACAGGACCUUAUUUCAGUAGCCAGGAUACAGCUUCCAUCUCCAAGAUGCCCUGUUCUCCCAGUAUCCAUUCAUCAUCUUCCUCAUUGUCAGCCACGGACAAUUCAGAUAUGUCGUUUUUAGAGAGAGUAACUCAACAUUUUGCUAGAUUAGAUGACAAAAAAGCAGAGGUGUUUCUUCCUCAGAUGACUCCAAACAAAAAUGAUCCUGAAUCAGAUAAUAUCAACCAUUGUAGCCCAUGGCAUGCAGCAGCUAUGACAUCUUCCAUCCACAACCAUCCAGCCUUCCUGACACCCUCCAAGGUCACUAGAAAGUUGCCUUUUGAUGUUGGAAGCCCAAGCUCAAUGUCAUUGAAUUCUCCAAAGUUAAAGCUCUUACCAGGCUCUCCUGUUACACCGAUACCAAAAGAGCCCCUUUUCCAUUUUCAGUUUGGGGACAACUUCAUGGAAGUGCCAUCAACUCCAACUCUGAAAUCUGAGGAUGUAGUAGAUGGUGGACGAGAUGACACUAGCAGUCUUUUGUGUACUGAAUCCAUUGAAACCAUGGAACUAGGUGAUGAGACAGAACGGCUGAAGGAACAAUGCUUUCUAGGCCUGAAAAACCCAAACCAGGGAGACGUGCAUUUAACACCAUGUUCUGAUCUCAGAGCGGAAGCCUCAUGUUGUCCAUCAGAGCAAGAGCUUCAAGAUAGACCCAAAAAGGCUGAUGUCAAGAAAAGGAAUCUCUUUCCGGUAGCAUCGGAUAAUGAGAUGACCCCAGCCAAAUAUACAAGGAUUGGAGACAAACCAAAGUGUCGCAAGCAGUUAGAGAGCCUUUACGACCAAGAAAAUGAUAUCUUUCCUACUCCGUUGCCUCUGAAUGUUAUAUCUAUACCAAGUGAUACCAGUGAAUGCUCCAAUUUUGAUGGCUACUUCUACUUCUACCGCCAAAUGUCUGGUGCAUUGGAAAAUCACUUGAAUCAGGAAGAGAUGCGAAGUCCGACUUUUGCUGAAACCAUUUCACAGAUGUGGAAUGAUAUGAAUGAGGACCAGAAGACAACAUUGGUAACCAUAGCAGCAUUGGAGAAUUCAAAUUCUUCCUCUUCCACAUCAACAGAGCUCAGUGAGGAUUUAUCUGACAUUUCUGUUACACCUAUAACGUCAGAUGCUGAUAUAAUUCAAGAAUUUCAGGUUGUUCCCUGCGAAUUACUGCAGACAAAUAAAGAGGGAGAUACAAAGGAGGAUGUUCUUACAAACAUUCAUCAGGGAAAUACUGUGGACAAUUGACCAGAUCAAGGGAACUCAAAGAAUGUUAUGCUUGCUAUAAAGUAUGUUUGUUUUCUGUUCUGUACUGUGCAAAUUUUAUUUAUUGUUUUGGAUAUUCACUAGUUAUUAAAUUUUUUAGAAAUAUUUAAGAAGUUUAAACUUUACUAAAAAUAAUUCACAGUAAUGAGCGAUAUAUUUGUACAUUUAUGUCAGAUUAAUGCACAUUUUUCCAUAAUCUAAAACCAGUGCUGCACUAGCUUAUCAAAAUCUUGAAUGCUUACAUCUAACAUGUUCUUUUUGUGGACUUCCACAUAUGUUGUAAUCCUGUGAAACCAUUUCUAGACAUUUUGAUGUUUUAAUGUAAAGUGACACUAGUUUUGUUGCCAUGCCUGUAUAAUGUGCGUUUCAGUAUGUUGUACAACAAGCUAACUGUUUUAUAUUCACCUGUUGUUAGAAAAAUGUUUUACAGGGAUUGGUGUUUUCCCCCAAAUGUGAACGUGUUCUGCAUGGAUUACAAAGGAGCUGGAUAAUCCAGAUCUGUUAUGCAAGUGUUGGCGAGUGUUAAGCUAAAAGCAUUACUGCUUUGAAAGUCUUGAGCUGGGCAGUUGAAGAGAUAAACAUUUUCAGUAUAAUUAGCCCAGGAUUUCAAAAGGUCUCAAGAUUUUAGGUUGUAAACUGGUUUUUGCAAGUGAACUGUGAGUGUUAUAUGUACAUGGUAGAAGUAAGUUUUAACAAUUUGUUUCUCCAAAUUCCAAGGAAUUGAUUCCAGCUUUUGGCUUUGUUUCAAGAA